CAACUAGGGUUUGAUUGAUUGUUCAGAAAUUGUCAAAAACUUGUUUCGUGUCGUGCUACUUGUCGGCUGUGUUGUGGAUUCUGUUAGUUUGUGCUUUUUAUUGUAUUAUUUAUCUUUCGAUUACUAUGUAGAAUUUGUACUUAUUUCAUGCUCGUACUCUAUUCUAGCAAAUGAAGCGAAAAUGGAGGAAGAAGCGAUAUCUGUGAGUGAUGUUUUGCAUAAUAACGGUGAAAUUGAAUGGCAACCGCUGGCUCUUACUUUAGUUGAGUAUCCAAAAGGAGACUGGCUUGGUAAAUUCUUCGCGUUCAUAAGCCUGUCCCCAUUUGGUAUUGGUGCUGGAUUUGUUGCGCUUAUUUUGUUUCGUCGAGAUCUUCAUACUAUAACUUUUUUCACUGGCACAUUGGUGAAUGAAGUAUUAAAUAUAAUUUUAAAGCACAUUGUAUGUGAAGCCAGACCACUCUCAAGAGGAAAUUUAUAUAAUGAAUAUGGAAUGCCCUCAUCACAUGCUCAAUUUAUUUGGUUCUUUAGUAUCUAUGUUUUAUACUUUGUCUUAAUCAGAUUACAUCACAUUAAUAAUAACAGCAUAAUAUCAGCUCUAUGGAGGGUGAUCAUAGUAGGAGGCUGCAUGUGCUUAGCCCUGCUAGUGAGCAUUGCCAGGGUAUACCUACACUACCACACUACUUCCCAAGUUGUUGUUGGAGGCAUUGUCGGGUUCGUGUUUGCAACUGUUUGGUUUGCAAUAGUUCACAGAGUUUUCACUCCAUUGUUUCCACAGCUAGUCUCAUUGAAACUAUGUGAAAUGUUAAUGAUAAGAGAUACGACAUUGAUACCAAAUGUGCUAUGGUUCGAAUACACCACGUCAAGGCAGGAAGCACGUGCGCGCGGACGCAAGAUGGCAGCUCUGAAGCCGACACAAUGACGGUGCGCAUGCGCGCGCGCGCCUGGCUCGGCGUCCCGGCCGCGCGCGUGACGACUGGCGGCCGCCGCAGCCCUUGCACUGCUUGGCGGCGUGCUCCUCACGAAAUCUGACCCAGCUCGCUCCCUCAUCCCUUAAUAAUGUAGGUACUUCUAACUUCUUACAGGUCCAGGUAGAUGUAUGUUCUCUCAUGUUGAUCAUGGUGAAUUUGGCUUAUAAAAUAUUUAUUGAUAAUGUUGUACUCUAAAUGAUGCAAUAAUAAUUGAUUUAAAUAUUAAUAAUUACUAUUACUAUAGGUGAUGUGUAGUGUAAAUGUUCCUUUGAAGUUGAUUUGAUGUGUUAAGUAAUUGUACAGUUGAGAAUUUAUAAUACUUGAAGUAGAAUAAAAUUAGUGAAUGGUUUAUAAUAGUAAUUAUGACUAUUACUGUUGAUGUGUCACAACUAGUAAUGUGUAAACCCAAUGUGCAGAUUGUGUCAGGGAUGUAUCUGCCCACAUGUUAACCAAAAUAAAUAUAGUAAAAUCUAUUAAAACUUGGAGGAUUUACACAAGAUUAGUGCACAUUAACAGUAGCAUAAAAUUUAUUUACAUUAAAUUGCUAGACCCAUUUUUUUAUUGAAAGUAUAAUUUUUUAACAGAAUAUAUCUAAAUAAUUAGAAAGAAGAUUAAAUUAUGAUACAAAAAACCUCAUGGUUUACACGGUUGUGUUAUAUUGUAGGUUUACUUGUAAACACUAACCAAAUAGAAAAUGUAAGCAUUGAAAACUUAGGGAUAUUGAGUAUUAUUAAAAUUAUGCUUACAAGAUUUAUAUUGAUGCCGUAAUAUGAAAGUUAUUACAAAAUAACAAUUUGUAUAAGACUCAAAAAUUGGUGAUUACAUGCAAAUUACAAAAUGAUUUUGAUAUAAGUUCUCUUACAAGCAAUGAAUUGGUAGCCUUUCAAAAAAAGGAUUCCAAACUGGUUAUACUGUAGGUGGGUAGACCUGAUUUGGAUUAUUGGUUGACACCCAAUUAUAUUAAUAGAGAGCACAUAAAACCGACCUACAUUAUUAUAUAUUAUCUCUUGCUAUGAAACCCUAAUUACUCGUUAAUUACUACAGAUUUUAAUAUACCUAAAUGUUUAUGGUAACAAAAUAUAAUCGUUUAAUUAAAAGAUAUUUUUAGUAGGAUAUUUAUAUGUACCAGAAAUUCACUGUAUGCAAUGUUACUAUAUUCAAUCAAGUUAACUUCCAAUUAUUAACUAGGUACGCUUUAUAAGUCGAAUUUUAUAACGAUCCAUUCUCAAAAGAAUAUACUACUAAUGAAACCUCAUUACCAAAAUGUGCGAAAUUUUAGAAUAUCAAACAAAAAAGUUUACACCAUAUUCGUCUAUUUCUAUACCGUAAAACGAGGUAAAUAGAAUUUGAGGGUUGAAUAGAUACACGAAAGGGGUAAAUAGAUACAGGAAAAGGAUGAAUAAAUAGUUGUUGGCGAAUUUUCCUAGUAUCUAUUCACCUCUCUUCUGUGUCUAUACACCCUUCGAAUUCUAUUCAUCCCGGUUUACCGUACUGUGAAAUAAAUGUGUCAGUUCGCCAUGUCGCAAACGGCAAACCUUAUUACACAAAUCCCAAAAAGCAUCUGUCGUCAGACUACUUGUGAUCCCAACUUUCUCAAUCCAGAUUGAGUGGCAACCCUAAAGAAUGAUUAGCAUUUCCAUUCCUUGAAAAAUAAUUAAGACAAAAAAUAGAUUUUGUAUGGACACUAUUCCACUUGUUCCAUUUAUAUGAAUACGUAGUUUAAUAUUAAAUACGCUUAAAUUUGUCAUAGGUACACAAUUAUUUACAAUAAAGUAAUAUUUGUAUGUACAUGAGAUUAGUUAACCAUCCAGAAACCACUAAAGAAUUGAACGAAAAAUGCUUAAUAUCAUAAGUAUUAUUGAAAACAAAACAGUGCCUGCUUGCAUGCAAAUACAUAAUAUAACCGACUGCUCAAUGAAAAUAAAGUGAAUAUACUAAUUAUAUAGAUUAUAAGAUUUAAAUAUAGUACAGAGCUUUCUUCAAAUAGUCGGAAGUGGUUUAUGGGUGGCACCCGCGUGUGAUAUUCUUUUCUCGUAAAAAAUAGACUUAUUGUAUUUUUGUAAUACAGUAGCGAUUUAUUGUCAUUCAUAGUCGUGACUAGAGAAAUUACUAAUUGAAUAUAGUGUCGAUAGAUUCAAUAAAGUUUAAUAAAUAGUUGGUGACGAUAUGUUGCGACUAUUUCGGGAACUGGGGUGCGACCAUCUACCUAGAUGUAUGUACAUACGGUUCUAGACUUAAAUGUGGGUUUUGUAAUAGUUAUACCUUAUGCAUGGCGGACUUCUAUUCGUUGAUCAUAUAUGACUAUUAACAAUUAUUUGACAAUAUUUUAUGUCGUGGGUGAAACUGAAUGCCGAUUCGAGUUGGAUACUUUUGGCUGAGUAUAAGGCUGGCUGCGUCGCACCCCAGCGAGAGCCGAUUCUGUAAGGCCAGUGGAACGGCAAUAGCUUUUAUAUACCGCGUGUAGACGGUUAACUUUAUAAUAAAUUCUAAAACGAUAAUAGCAAUAGAUUUUAUAGCCUUAUUAUAUACAAUAUACAACAGAAAACUUAGAAUGUCAUUUUAUCUUGUAAUUAAAAGACGGUCAGGAACCCUUCUCACAUCUCCAACAAAAAUACAGUGUAGCAGUAAUUGGUAAAUUUUAUUUGUAGGGUAGUUAAUGCGAGUGAAGAUAAAGAUAUUAAUGUAUAUUAUAAUUCUAUUUAUCUGCUUAAUAUUCUUCUAAAAUGUAUAAGUAAAUAUGUAUGUAUAUAUUUAUUUACUGAUUUUAUCUAGGACCUGUUUAUAAUAGUCAGUCGGAGUGUAUCGUGGUUAUAACAUCUUAGUAAGGAUAUUUACGAGUGUAAUAUUAGAAAGCAGCUACCGAACAGCGUGUUUCGCACACUCCGAUUCCUUUUUAUAUCUGCAGUCUUAGAGUAAUGAGUCCGUGACGUGACACUGUAUCAUCACGCAAUAGUAAUGUAAAUAGGAAAAAUAAUUUCUAACGGAAUCGAUCAGUAUGUUAUGUAUUCUUAAUAAAUAAAGUUUUUGCUCAUGUGUUCGUAGAUUUUAAGAAUAUUUUCUUUGAAUACUUAUUUCAAAUGCUAGUGAUAUUUUAUAAAUACUUAUUUUUUUAAAUCUCAUUAUGCAGCUACGAGUUUGCGUUAUAAAAAUGCUUAUUAUUUAUGGGCGGCUUACGUCACCUUUUGCAAAAUAUAAUGCAUCAUAUAUUUUUCAGCUGUUUAACGAUUCAAUGUUUUUAACAUGGAAAUAUAUUUUUCUUGAUACAAGCUGUAGCCAUGAAAAACAUGAAUAAGUACCCUAACAGUUUUGUAAAUGCCCUAAACUUACAGAAUCAUUUUAUGCAGAUUUAUAAAGCGACACCCACAUUGGUGUUAAAACGACAACCAAAUUUUAAUCAUAAUACUUCACUUUAUUCAUGAAUUUAUGCUGAAUGCAGUUAUUAAAAUAACAGUACUAAUACAUAGUAAGAAAAUGUAUUGCAUUAUCAUAACAUUGUUCACACGAUUUGUGAUUUGUUAUAUAACAAAACAAUAUUAAAAAGAGAUAUCUUGUAUGUACUUAGUGAACCAAUGUAAUAUAUAUUUAGUAUAAGUAGACAUUUACUUACUAGGAUGGGAACACUCCACAGUAUUGUAUCGCAUCUUUGGUCCUUGUAAAGAUUGUACUUACAGCCUGUUUUCAGUACUCAUGCACUCUGAAAGCGCGAUACGUGCAGAAAGUCAAUUCAGCCAAACCAAAAAAAAUUGAUUCAAACAGAGACAAAAAUAAUAAUCAUAACAGAGCUACUUUUUUGUGGGAGUAAAAAUCUGACUGACAGAGAAAAGGGAGGCUCAGACUGUCUAUUCAAUUCCAAGCUACUUCCAUUGCUGUUUCUAUUCUGAUCAAUCUUUAUUUUCUUGUCUAUACACCAAAUAACUUUGCUGACUGUAUGUGGAUCGUGGCUACAACAUAGCUUUAAAAUUACUGUCAUGCAGAUAAUAGUACCUACAUAAUUUAAAUCUACUCAGCUCAACCAUUGCUGCAGUGUGUUUUCAUCCAAACAUCCAUAAUAGAAGUUAUAUUCAGUUUGUUCUUAAAAUAAAACAAAUGUUUUGUAUAUUUAUAUUAUUAAACUUUCAAAUUGUUAUUUUUGUAUAUAAGUUGUUCGAUGUUUUCAUUACUAUGUGCUUCCUUGUGUUCAUGAUUUUUAUAACUGCAAAAAUAUUAUGUUGGAGUUUAAAUAAUAUGUAUGGUUAACAAAUUAGUUUGUCUUACUUUAAAAGGUAUCCUGUGCUUACAAUGUCGUGGGAACUCAAUACUUCUGGAGUGGAUUGAUUAGUGCUUCCAAUGUGCUUUCUUCUCUUCUUUAUUUUGUUUUCACUCCAUUUUCCAUCAGCUAUUUCAUUAUCUGCUUCAUAGUCACUUGAAAUACCUUCCCAAAUAAUUAUGUUACAUUUACACAUAUUGUUAAAAUGAAAGACGAAGAAAUCAAAUUGAUAUUUAUUAUUAUUUGUUGAUAUUACAAAAAUAUUGUUAAAAUUACUUACAGUUGCUAAGUAGCCCAGAGUCUAUGGAACAAUAUGAAUUGCUGUUUUCAGUCAAACUUUCCAUCCAUUGCUGUAAACAACAAUAUAAUAUUAUAGAAUAAUA
This is a messenger RNA of Spodoptera exigua (beet armyworm), 5597 nucleotides long. The record is from the annotation of a GenBank genome assembly. NCBI's taxonomy places the organism in Eukaryota, Metazoa, Arthropoda, Insecta, Lepidoptera, Noctuidae.